AGGAACCCUCACUGGCUCGAACAAGAAUCGGCACGCGGCACCGGGCGACCGUCCGGCAGCGUCGGGGAGGCCAUGAAGCAGAAGGCCACCGUGAGCAUCUCUCGCCGCAAGUCGCGCAAGGCCUACUUCACGGCGCCGUCGCACGUCCGCAGGAAGCUCAUGAGCGCGCCGCUGAGCAAGGACCUCCGCGCCAAGUACUCCGUUCGCUCGCUGCCCAUCCGGCGGGACGACGAGGUGAUGAUCGUCAGGGGCCACUACCACGACCGGGAGGGCAAGGUGACCCAGGUGUACCGCAAGAAGUGGCGCAUCCACAUCGAGCGCGUCACGCGCGACAAGGCCAACGGUCAGACGGUUCCCAUCGGCAUCCACCCGUCGAAGGUGACGAUCACCAAGAUCAAGCUCGACAAGGACCGCAAGGCUCUCCUUGACCGCAAGGGUGGGAAGGGCAAGAAGGGCCAAAAGUACACCGACAAGGACAUGGAGAAGUGAGACCAUGCCCGCGGCGGUCUCGCGGCACGGGCUUUUCUCUGGACCGAGCAGCGGCAGCCGAUCAUCCCCGAACCUUCGUAGUCUUGUCCUGUUCCUCACCGGGGCCGCCGCGCGAGCGCCAGAGUGUGCGGGCGAGCGUGCGAGCGCGCGAGCGCGCAGGCCGCAGGCACGGAGGAGGGCGAUCGCUGGGUCGCCUGCCCGCACGCGCGCGCGCAGGCGUGUGCGCCUGCCUGCUGCGGGUACACUGUGCGCCUCGCACGUGGCCCCCUGUCGCAGGCGCCGCAGCCCACAUUCACGCGCGUGCACGCGUGCACGGGCGCCGUGCUCCCGUGAGACAGGAGAGCGGGCGGGAGGGUAGGAUCGGCAAGAUAUGCGGG
Messenger RNA from Prorocentrum cordatum, 866 nucleotides. NCBI's taxonomy places the organism in Eukaryota, Dinophyceae, Prorocentrales, Prorocentraceae. The record is from the annotation of a GenBank genome assembly.